AUGGAUGAAAAUGACGACGCUACGGGAUGUGCUUUAGUUACGCCAGAGGAUGCCAAGAAAAUUCUGUCUGGUCAAGCAACAUUACAAAAUGCUGUAGAUGAAGACGGCAAACAGGUCUUAACUCUUACUCCAAUAGCUGACAGUGAUUUAGAAGUGGUUGAACAGUCUAAAGCAGAUCUGCCUAGUGAACACUCAACCUCUGUUCCUGCGGAACUGGACGAUCCUGAACGUCAUAAAUCGAACAGCGAGGAAGUCAUCGAUAAAGACAAUAAUGAGGCCGCACAGCCAUGCAAAUCAACUGUUUCUGACCUUUGCUGCGAUGUGGGUGACUCCUUAAUUAAUUCAGGAGAGAUUGAUGCGUCUGACGUUAAUUCGUUGGUGGAAAAUGUGGAACAGUAUACGUUAAGCGAACAAACAGCGGUAGUGGAUAACGGCCAAGUUCAAGUUGUCACAAUCGUAGAUUCCCGUGGUCAGGUUUUGGAUCAGAAGCAAGGACAAACUGGAGAACAAGUCAUUUUAGAAAUGCAUGGACAGGCAUUUUCGUACGAAAUUCAGGGUCCCACGUCAACUGGUGAACCUAUAACUUCCACUCUGUUAAUUUCCACAAAUGAUCAAGAUAUCCAAGAUGUUCCAAACACUGCCGAAGGCGUUACACAGCAGAAUAUCAAUGGUCAAACCAACUGGUCUGAAGGUGUUUCUAAUGGCGCUGAUAGAAGCCAUGUUACUUCUGGAUUUGAUGAAAUAACUGAUGCAAAUCCAUCUGGUCAACAAUUCACUCUUACUGAAGCUACUACGUUAGUGGACGGGGAGGCACUUCAAAUUGUUAUACUUUCUGAUGAAAACGGAAAUGUACUUGAUCAGAAGCAAGGUCACACUGGUGAUCAUGUCAUUAUUGAAAUGAACGGCAGCUCUUUAGAGUAUGUAUUUCUUGGACCAACGGAAACUGGUGAUCCGAUUUUGACUACCUUAGUCGUUACAACUGAAACUGAAAUGACAGAAAAUACUCAGCCUAACUUCAGUGUUGCACAGGAAUCACCGGGUGAUACAGAAGCAGGAUCAACUGUAGCUAAAUGGUGUCCACCCGGCCUGCCAUCUGAGUUUUAUGCUAUAUUAAGAAGACAAGCGGAAGUCGUCGUUUCUACGCGUGUCCACGCUUUUCAGAUAAUCCGUAUCGUCCUGAACCUUACCAUCGGAAGCUUGGUCCGUAUACGGCUUAUGUAG
Molecule: messenger RNA, 1221 nt
Organism: Schistosoma mattheei
Lineage: Eukaryota; Metazoa; Platyhelminthes; Trematoda; Strigeidida; Schistosomatidae
Source: the annotation of a GenBank genome assembly